Molecule: messenger RNA, 811 nt
Organism: Strongylocentrotus purpuratus (purple sea urchin)
Lineage: Eukaryota; Metazoa; Echinodermata; Echinoidea; Camarodonta; Strongylocentrotidae
Product: ubiquitin-protein ligase E3A-like
Exons: 5
Coding region: 110-811 (233 amino acids)
Biological process (GO): protein polyubiquitination
Molecular function (GO): ubiquitin protein ligase activity
Source: RefSeq, a predicted model, not a curated record
GAUAUGUGGUCUUCUGUUUGGGUUUUCAUUGUACAACAAGGCAAUAGUUCCAUUACCGUUUCCACAACUCCUCUACGCCAAGCUUCUAGGAAAGGGCCCUAACAGUGAUAUGGAGGAAGCAGCAGAGCUCGACAAGGAGUUCACAGAUCAGAUGUCCAAAUUACGUACUGGAACAGAAGAUGACGUGAUUGGGAGUUGCUAUGGCGAUGAGGUUAAACUGGAGGAUGGGAGGAGCGUAGAGGUUACGACAGAAAAUGUUGAUCUCUACGUGGACAACAUGGUUCGAGAGUACCUGGUUCCGUCACAGUUUGCAGCCUUCCAGCAAGGAUUCAACAGAGUCUUCAAUCCCGCCGCCUUUGCUUUGUUCAGACCUAUCGAGUUGGAGGCGCUUGUCAUGGGAGAAAAACACUUCGAUUGGAAAGCUCUUGAACAGUCGACCCAGUAUAUACAGCCAUAUACAGACUCACACCCAACAAUCAAGAUGUUCUGGAAGGUACUUCACGCUCUAGACAAUGACAUGAAAAGAAAAUUUCUCGUUUUUGUCGCGGGGUCUGAUCGCAUCCCGGUCGGUGGACUACGAAACCUAGGUCUCCACAUUGACCACCUCCAUGUACCCAUGGACGAUUUCGUGGACGAGCAACCGUACGACACCGAAGACAGACUCACCCGACUGUUGCCAGUUGGCCAUGGCUGCGAUAACCAUGGCUACCGCCGUACCUUGCGGCUGCCCAUGUAUACCAGCGUUGAACUCAUGGAAGAUCGUUUGACCGUCGCCCUGUCCUAUUACGACUGCCCAUUUCAUAUCGCUUAG